This is a messenger RNA of Pseudomyrmex gracilis, 1883 nucleotides long. Its product is annotated as probable palmitoyltransferase ZDHHC24. The record is from RefSeq and is a predicted model, not a curated record. The transcript has a single exon. Gene Ontology annotation, molecular function: palmitoyltransferase activity. Lineage: Eukaryota; Metazoa; Arthropoda; Insecta; Hymenoptera; Formicidae. Bases 690 to 1529 code for a protein of 279 amino acids.
GACAUGCGCUAGUUUACUGUGCGGAAAAGUAAUUACACAUUCUCUUAUGAGCCUGGGCCGCUCUCAGGCUUCUUUCUGGUAGAGUUGGAUUGCAUCAGCCAUAUCGGUUGGAUGUGCGUAGUGAAUAUUUUUGGACAAUUGUCGGUGUUUUACACCACUUUCUUUAUUAUUAUCUUUAAUUUAAACAAAUGUACAACUCCGUGGCUUGGCGUCAGGAACCCAAUCCACGGUUUUAAACCUGUUAUCAAAAAGACAUAGAAUGGCGUAUGGACCAGCUUUAUGGGUCUACUGAGCCAAAAGAGCACCAAACCAAACCAAGCUUCUUUCUGGUUGGAACACAGCCAUAGGUACAUACGAGCAUUCAUUGCUACCAAUCUGUGGAGCUGCUCCGAAAACUUAUAUGCUAUGCGGAAACUUUAUCUUAUGGUAAAGAAUAUACAGUGAAUGGCGUAGCUUUAACCAGUCGGUGAGCCAUAUUUGCACCAAACCAAACCACAAAGGUAUAUCUAUGCAAUGUAAACAUUAGAUAUGUAAUUAUCCCGCACGAUAGCGUAUGGGUAAAUGUUCUGGAUGGCUAAUAAAAAAAACUAAAAGAUAUAAUUCUACAAAACGUGGCCUCGGUGAGACUUAUAUAAAUAAAAAUCUACAAAAAUAAGCUGAGAUAACUCAAUUAGAGAGAAACUACGACAAUGAUAGUCCGGAAAAAGAUAUGGCCGCAAACUAUCGGCGAUUUGCUGUCAAUGGUGUUCCUGUUGAUCAUAGUACUUCUAAUGUACUGGUUCGGGCUGUGGAUAAUAUUGCCGGAAGUAUAUAAGGACAGUAGUCUACCUUAUACAUUUCACUUUGUUUUUGGCACCUUCGUUAUGAUGAACAUCACAGGUAAUUUUACAUACACGGUGCUGUGCGACACCAGUAUUCAAAGAAUUAUAGUGCCGGUGAGCACAUGGAAGACCACAAACGGCUGGAGAUUAUGCGCCACUUGCGAAUGUUUAUCUCCUCCGCGAUCCUGGCAUUGCAACACUUGUAAUACCUGCAUCCUCAAGCGGGAUCACCAUUGUGUAUUCACUGGGUGCUGCAUAGGCUACUACAAUCAUCGUUACUUCCUCAUGUUCAUCUGGUAUUUGUUUCUUGGUGCAGCUUAUGCCUUUUACUACGGACACUUUUUCAUUUGGAACAGAAUACCCUUUGAGUUCCCGAUGUCUAUCAUCAAGAUGAUCUUUGGCGUAGCAAUUUUUUUCUUCGGUGUCGACUUUUCCAUCAAUCAGUUUUACUUAUUGUUAUACAUAACAUCUGCAGUGGGUACUUUGUAUACAGGUGUAUUGUGUAUUUAUCACUUCAAUUUGACUCUCAAAGGUAUCGUGGCCAAUGAAAGUAAUAAGAAAGAUUUUACAUACAACAUGGGUUGGAAGAACAAUAUUAGAGAGGUGUUUGGAGAACAGUGGUACUUGACAUGGUUGCUUCCUUAUAUAAAAUCAGAAUUACCUCAUGAUGGAGUUCUGUGGGAUAAUUUGUGUUCUAAAAAGAACUAAAUUAUUUUAUACCGAUUGUUAUGAUUUAUAAAAAUUAUUAUUUAUUUUAAAUGCGUUUAAAAUAAAUAAUGUAAAAAUAAUGUAAUAAUGUAUAUAAGAAUAUAUAGUAUGUUAAAAAUAUUAAAUAUGAUCAAAGAACAAAAAGUAAUUCAACAGCUGAAAAUUCUGUACUUUUAUAUCAACUAAAGAUAUAUAUUGAUUACUGUUAAUAAUUAUAUUACAUUGAUAUAUCCUUUGUAAUUUUUGUAUAAAUAAGCCUUCUAUAGAUAUGACAAACAGUAUUGCAUUAUUUAGUUUCACACAAGAAACAUCAUGUAAUUUUAUGGCAUUUUUGAUUUUAUACUCAAAUCUAUA